Molecule: messenger RNA, 477 nt
Organism: Erigeron canadensis
Lineage: Eukaryota; Viridiplantae; Streptophyta; Magnoliopsida; Asterales; Asteraceae
Product: senescence associated gene 20-like
Exons: 1
Coding region: 1-477 (158 amino acids)
Source: RefSeq, a predicted model, not a curated record
AUGGAAGAACACAACAAGAAUAUUGUGUACGACUUGUACAAGGCAUUAGCUACCGGUGAUACCACCACGGUGCAACGCGUCCUAGCGCCAGAUAUCGAGUGGUGGUUCCAUGGUCCACCAUCAAAUAAGUGCAACCUCAUGAGAGUGCUCACCAGUAAAGGUUAUUCUUCUUGUCAUAGCAUAUCUUUUGAGCCUCUUUCUAUCGUUGGUAUCGGGACCAUGGUACUAGCGGAGGGAUACCAAGUUCAUCAAAACCGAAAAACGUAUUGGGUACAUGCGUGGACCGUAGAUAAUGGGAAGAUUAUAACAGAAGUGAAAGAGUAUCACAACUCUUCGGUUAUAGUAGUUACGCGAAUUAAAAAGUCUAUUAAUGACGUCGUCGAUUUGGCUUCACCGGGGUGUCUUAAACCGAGUAAAAUGUGGCAAAGCAAACUUGCUAACAAUGCUUAUUUGCCUCGACUUCUUCUUGUGCUGUAA